Molecule: messenger RNA, 2544 nt
Organism: Triticum aestivum (bread wheat)
Lineage: Eukaryota; Viridiplantae; Streptophyta; Magnoliopsida; Poales; Poaceae
Product: receptor kinase-like protein Xa21
Exons: 2
Coding region: 1255-2544 (429 amino acids)
Biological process (GO): protein phosphorylation
Molecular function (GO): ATP binding; protein kinase activity
Source: RefSeq, a predicted model, not a curated record
CUUGUGGGGGAUUUAAUCCCUCUCAAUCCCCUCCAAACCCCUUCAAAUCUGAAGGAACCGAACAAGGCCUUAGGGAAUUUUUCUUCCCUUCGCCGGCUUUCCCUAGCAGAUAAUAAUUUCCAAGGUAGAAUCCCGAUGAGUAUAGGCAAUAUUCCAUACCUGCAAGUACUAGAUCUCACUUAUAACUUCUUGUCAGGGACUGUCCCUGGCACUCUCUACAACAUGUCAGCACUUACAUACCUUGGCAUGGGUACAAACAUACUUGUAGGGGAAAUUCCAUAUAACAUCGGGUAUACCCUUCCAAAUAUCCAAACUUUGAUUAUGCAAGGAAACCAAUUCCAAGGCCAAAUCCCCACUUCACUAGCCAACACAACCAAUCUUCCGAUGAUCGACCUCCAAGAGAAUCAAUUCCAUGGUAUUGUUCCUUCUCUUGGGACUCUUCCUAGUCUAGUCGAUCUAGAUCUAGGUGGGAAUCAACUUGAAGCAGGAGAUUGGUCUUUUUUAUCCUCAUUGACCAAUUGCACACAACUGGUGAAGUUGCGUUUGGAUGAAAAUAACCUUCAGGGUGUCUUGCCCAAGUCCAUUUGAAGCCUUUCAAAAAGCUUAGAGUUACUGCUAUUGAGAUCAAAUAAAAUAUCUGGCAUUAUACCACACGAGAUACAGUACUUGACAAGCCUCCAACUUCUUUAUAUGGACCAGAAUUUGCUUACUGGAUAUAUUCCUGAAUCACUUGGAAAUCUUCCAAACUUAUUUGUCUUAAGCUUGUUCAAGAACAAACUUUCCGGAUCAAUUCCACUUUCUGUUGGUAACCUGAGUCAACUGAGUGAGCUAUAUUUACAGGAAAAUAAUUUGAGUGGUCCUAUCCCAGGAGCUAUAGCAGGCUGCAAAAAGUUGGAACAACUGAACCUCUCUUGUAACAGCUUUGAUGGAAGAAUACCAAAGGAGCUCUUUACUCUUAUCUACCUUUCCCAGUGUCUGGACUUGUCUCACAACCAAUUCUCUGGACAGAUACCUCUGGAGAUUGGCAAUCUGAGAAAUCUUGGGCCACUAAAUAUUUCCCAUAAUCAACUGUCUGGACAAAUACCCCCCACUCUAGGUCAGUGCGUCCGUUUGGAGUCCCUCCACAUGGAGUGUAACCUCUUUCAUGGGAAAAUCCCUCACUCCUUCAGAAGUUUGGAAGGAAUCAUUGAGAUGGAUCUAUCUCAAAACAACUUAUCUGGUGAAAUCCCUGACUUCUUUAAGUUCUUUUAGUCUAUGAAGCUUCUCAAUUUGUCCUUCAAUAAUCUCGAGGAUCCAGUACCAUCAGAUGGGAUAUUUCAGAAUGGAAGCAAGGUUUUCAUUCAAGGGAAUGUGAAGUUAUGUACCAGCAUUCCAUUGCUACAGCUGCCAUUUUGCAAUGCAGAGACAUCCAAACAAAGGAAUGUCUCCAGCAUUUUCAAGAUGGUAGGAUUUACAGUUCUCUCUUUGGUCCUGUUAUCAUGCUUUGCAACCAUUAUUUUGAAGAAGAAAAAGAAACUCAAACAAGCAGCUCAUCCAUCCUGCAAAGAGUUGAAGAAGUUCACAUAUGCAAAUUUAGUGAGAGCAACAAAUGGUUUCUCACCAGAUAACAUGGUCGGUUCAAGAAAAUAUGGUUCUGUGUACAGAGGUAGAAUUGAAUCUGAAGAACAUGAAGUUGCCAUCAAAGUUUUCAAACUCAAUCAACUCAGAGCACCAAAAAGCUUCAUUGCUGAGUGCAAGGCAUUGAGGAACACUCGUCACAGGAAUCUUAUAAGGGUGAUUACAGCAUGCUCAACCAUUGAUCCAACAGGACAUGAUUUCAAAGCUAUUGUUCUUGAAUAUAGUGUUAACAGUGACCUGGAAAGUUGGCUCCAUCCAACAGUCCAUGAGGUUGGUCAAAGAAGGCCGUUGAGUUUCGGUACAAGAAUAGUAAUAGCAGUGGACAUAGCUGCUGCUUUGGAUUACCUCCAUAACCAAUGUGUGCCUCCUAUGGCACACUGUGAUCUGAAGCCUAGCAAUGUCCUUUUGGAUGAUUUCAUGGGCGCCCGUGUUGGCAAUUUCGGGUUGGCUAAGUCCCUGCAUAGUCAUAAUUCUUCGGACAUUCAUAGUUCUACAAGCUUAGUGGGGCCAAGAGGAUCGGUUGGAUACAUUGCACCAGAAUAUGGCUUUGGGAGCAAAAUCUCCACUGAGGGCGAUGUAUUUAGCUAUGGAGUCAUCAUCUUGGAAAUGCUAAUAGGAAAGCGUCCAACUGAUGAGAUGUUUAAAGAUGGCCUGCGCCUUUACAAAUUUGUUGAAAAAUCAUUUCCUCAAAAGAUUGAGGAGAUUCUAGACCCUAGGAUAGUUCCAGGUUAUAGAGAUGAAGGUGAAGAUGCAGGAGGUGAUUUAGACUGGGAAACUCAUCGAAUGGUUGCUAUGAACUGCAUCAUAAAGCUCACUGAGCUUGGAUUGUUGUGCUCUGCGGUGACACCUAAAGAUCAGCCCACUAUACAGCACGUAUACAACGAAGUUACCGCAAUCAAAGAAUCAUUUCCAGCAUUGCAGGGCUGA